This is a messenger RNA of Morchella sextelata, 1341 nucleotides long. RefSeq lists its product as uncharacterized. The coding region runs from base 1 to 1341 and encodes 446 amino acids. NCBI's taxonomy places the organism in Eukaryota, Fungi, Ascomycota, Pezizomycetes, Pezizales, Morchellaceae. The record is from RefSeq and is a predicted model, not a curated record. The transcript has 3 exons. Gene Ontology annotation, molecular function: zinc ion binding; nucleic acid binding.
AUGCCCAUAGGAAAUGGAGGCAAGCAACCGGAGGACGCCGGCCAAGUUCAGGGAAAUAGUGGCAGGAGACCGGUAGGAGCUGCUCCAGUAGGAGGAAAUGGUGGAAAUCUACCUCCCCGAAACCCACCAAGAGGAAACCUUGGGGGUGACCCAGAACCUUCCGACGAUGAUGACGACGAUAACAGCGAAUGGUCGCACGGUCGGAAGAAUUGGAGAAUGAACCGAGGUGUGAACCGGAAUUCGGCGCCGCCUGAGGACGAGGAUAUGGUAGAUUCGCUUGCCAAAAUACCCUUCGAGUUCGAUAAUGCCAGGAAGCAUAACCUGCGGCAUUGGCUCAUGGAAUGUGAGAUUUACUUCGAGCAGAAGCCGAAGAAGUUCCAACGGACAGGAACAAGGUACUAUUCGCUGGAACAUAUACAGUAUAUCGAGACCAAAAUGUUGGGUCCGGCAGGAGCAGACUAUGCCACUUGGGCUCGGUUUCGUCAGGAAGUCAGGAAACGUUUCCUAAGCACUCAGGAGUCUAUGGAAAACACGAUGAAGAUGCAGCAGUUUAAGUACUCUGCUAACAUCGGCGACUACCUGACAAGGAUGGAGAUCAUGAACCAGCAUGCUCAGAUGAAAGGGGCAUCCUAUCGCGCCGCCUUGCUCCAAGGGCUACCAAAUGAAAUCCGAGAACGCCACUCAUGCUUCGAUCCAACCGAUGACGACUCCGAGUACAUCCAACAGUUGGAACGAGCCGGCAAGGCUCACGAGGCUUAUCAGGAGCAGAUGAAAAUGUUGGGAAAAGCGGAGUCGAGAGGGAAGGAGUCGAACCAUGGUGGGAACUCGCGGCCGAAGGAGAAGGGGUUUAAGAUCAAGGGAAGGGCUCAGAUUGAGGAGAAGGAAAAAGGGCAAGAUAAGAAGAGCACCAGCAAGAAUAAGUCUGGGAAUAAACCAAUAUACCACGACUACGACGAAGCCACCAAAGGAGUUCCACAACCGGUCCGAGACCAGCGAAAGACCGACGGUGUCUGCGUGCGAUGUGGCCGAAAAGGUCAUCUUUGGAAAUGGUGUCGUUCAGAAGUUAACAGCAGUGCAUCUAUCUCCUCCUUCUCCCGAAAGCGUACCCGCGAUGACGAUGGCGACCACGAUAUGGAACCACCGGAACCCCAACCUCAGAGAAAGCGAAUGAGGCACCGUGCUAGGAAGCCGGCUGCUACGGCUGCUGCGGAGUACACCAGCGGGCAAGCGUUUGUACGGGAACGCGGAUCGGAAUCUGAGAUGGAUUUCGAUAUGGAUUUUUCGAAGGGGACUCUGAUGAGUCAGGUCAGGAGUAUCCCCAGAUUGCUAUGUUAUCACUGA